AUGGCAAUUACCACAAAGAGUGGUAAGGUUGAUGAGUUGGAGAAGAGCAAGGGAAAGAAGACUGAAGUUGUGGUUACUAUGCUCUCAAAACCACCUCCUCCAUUUCCCCAUCGAUUGAAAAAGAAGUUUGAUGACAUAAAUUUUGGCAAGUUUAUGGUCAUGCUUAAGAAGUUGACAAUCAACUUCCCAUUGGUAGAUGCAUUGGAUAAAAUGCCUAGUAUAAACUUGAUGCCACUUGUUGUGUAUAAGAAACUGGGUUUGGGGGAUCCUACUUCCACGAUCAUGAUAUUAGUUAUAGCAGACAAAUUUGUGAAGCUUCCCAUGAGGAUUUUAUAUGACGUAUUAGUGAAGGUGACCAACUUUAUAUUUCCAGCUGAUUUUGUCAUUCUCGAUUUCGUGGUGGACAUUGAGGUGCCCAUAAUCCUGGGUAGACCUUUCCUCACAACCGGGAGUGUACUUACUGAUCUAAAGGAAAAUGAGCUACUAUUCAAGCUGUAA
This is a messenger RNA of Capsicum annuum, 498 nucleotides long. RefSeq lists its product as uncharacterized. Lineage: Eukaryota; Viridiplantae; Streptophyta; Magnoliopsida; Solanales; Solanaceae. The record is from RefSeq and is a predicted model, not a curated record. The transcript is spliced from 3 exons. Bases 1 to 498 code for a protein of 165 amino acids.